UUUGACUUUUGUCUCAACCUCUAAUGGACAAUCCAUUUUCUUUUGAAGACUUUGAAGCAUUUCCACCACUCGAAGCCUUUGACCAACCGCCGAAUCUCACGGGCAUACCUGACACCGACUUCUUUCCAUACAACACCUUGCCAGAUGCAUCACAACUGCCCCCCGAACUUCCACCACCAGAACCAGUCCAGCAGCCUAUCGUGGUGGUUGAAGAAGAGCCGACAUUUAGCCAACAAAUAGACACAUCAAGAGGAUCGCUGCAAGAACAAAUUGAAAAUGUGAACGUUUUGCUGAGUCUGAAUGAUGAAUUGAAAGAUGCGUACACAGAGUUUUUUGGGAAAAUCCAGAACGCACUCACCCAUCCCUAUCCAUACCUAGCUGCUCAGAGAGACGCUCAAAACCUCAAACGCAUCAUCGCCAAUUUCCAGGAUCGUGCAAGAGAAACCCAUCUUCUCGCUCUUCCUGUUGCGACGGGAGUACAAAUGACAACUCCAGACAUACGAACCAUGUCUAUCGAUUUGCAAGUGGAAAUACAACGAACCGGGGUUGCUGCAAAAAGAUUGGGGGAGGUUGUUGCGGCUGCUGCAGAGGCCGCACGGCCAAAUACUUGAAACUGGAAGAGCAGUGAUGAGUGUUUGUAUAUAAUAGAUAUUGGGCAAAAGGCUGUCUUGGAGGAUGACGACCUUGUUUUAUUGUUAAAUGUUACAUACGAAUAGAUUGACGACACACACCGGAUCUGCAGUGAUGGGGA
Spizellomyces punctatus DAOM BR117 is the source of this 751-nucleotide messenger RNA. RefSeq lists its product as uncharacterized. The transcript has 3 exons. The coding region runs from base 24 to 611 and encodes 195 amino acids. The record is from RefSeq and is a predicted model, not a curated record. Lineage: Eukaryota; Fungi; Chytridiomycota; Chytridiomycetes; Spizellomycetales; Spizellomycetaceae.